AUAGACAAUAUCAAUUUGUGAUCUGGAACAGUUGUUGCAGCUGCGGAUAAGACUGCCUGCAAAAUGUUGCGUCUAACAAUCUGCCUGUUGGUGGCCAAAACGGCAUUCGCUACAAAUGCGUUCCCGAUUGACAAUACAGGCUACCAUCCAGUCGGACCGGACACCAACCUGGUGUUCAACUUCCAGCAAAUAAGAAGGGACCAACCCGCGCAAGUCGAGAUGAGGGAAGAAAACAUUCACAAGUACAUGAACAGACCUAGAACGACUAGUACCACCCCCGUACCUAUCGAUAACGGAGAUAUGAGCCCAAUGCGUCCAGAGAACCCUAUCCCUUACACCGCAGAGCAGUGGAAUGCAGUGCUAAAUGCCCCCAAAUAUGACGGACCAGUCUCAAACUGGAAGAACGUGCCUGCACCUCCUGCCUUCCCCCAUUGGGACAACUUGGCUAACAAACCAAAUAAUUACGAACACCAAUACAGGCAGCCGAUCGUGGUUACGGAGGAGCCAGCCCAAUGGCACGAACCUGAGAUGCGCAGUCGUUCUGUACAAAGCUUUUCUUCAACAGUUGAGCCGAUGACCUUUGCACCAACGUUUGCACCGACGUUUGCUCCAAGGGCACCUAUGCGACACAGCCCUAGAGGGAACCAUAGAUUCAACUGGAAUGAUGUGACAACUCAAGCCCCAACUACGACCCCCAUCAACGUUCCGACGGCAGCGCCCAGUCGUAUGCCGCCUCCACCUGUGCCCACCCUGUCCCCGUGGUAUGACGGUUUCUAAACCAGCUGAUUUGGCUUAAUGAUGUGCAUUAAAAACAAAUUAAUAAACGACUGAUACUUCAA
Cydia pomonella (codling moth) is the source of this 839-nucleotide messenger RNA. RefSeq lists its product as uncharacterized. NCBI's taxonomy places the organism in Eukaryota, Metazoa, Arthropoda, Insecta, Lepidoptera, Tortricidae. The record is from RefSeq and is a predicted model, not a curated record. Bases 64 to 777 code for a protein of 237 amino acids. The transcript has 2 exons.